Cherax quadricarinatus is the source of this 2027-nucleotide messenger RNA. The record is from RefSeq and is a predicted model, not a curated record. Lineage: Eukaryota; Metazoa; Arthropoda; Malacostraca; Decapoda; Parastacidae.
CUGCCCUACCAGGUGACACCAUCCGUCGACAUGAAGUUGACAGCAUUCUCAACAAUCAAAGAGAUAUUGUGGCAAACAGCAAGGGAUAUAAAGAAUUUUGUAAAUGAAAUCCACCAGAAGAGCAGUCAGCUUCUGACCAACAGUCAGAAGCCACAGGGCUCGGUGCAGCCAGUUGGCUACGACUUACACGUUACCCUUAAUGAAAUGAAAGAAGGGCUUAAUAUUGUUAAGCGUGACCUUGGUACAGCGAAUCAAAGGUUGUCUUCAGCACCUGGUGGUGUUGGCUGUCCUUCUGUCAGCUGCGUAUCUACAGGCUUGUUCAUUGCUUUUACGGUGAUCCAGUUAGUUCUACUUAUUGGUUACAUUAUGUACAGAAGUGCCAGUGAGGGCUCAGAGGGAUGCUUGGUGCGAUGGUUUUCAUCACAUCAUGAGCACUUCAACUAGUUUUUUUUUCCAAGAUAAUAAAGAAGCCCAGGCCAAGAAAUUUUAUUGAACUGUGAAAUGGGGUUUAAAGUUCUGGAUUUUAAGAUCUCAGGAGCCAAGAGAUUUCUUCUGAAAUAUUUUGUGAAAAUAUUGCUUUUAUAGUGUCUGUUUACAAAAAUUUUAAUGGUGUUUUAAGCAUUUAUUUUUUUAAUAGAGACUUUAUUUUUCAUUUCUCGUGAGAAUGUUAUACAUCAAGACCAAGAAAUUAUAGAAGAGACAUGUGAUCUGACUUUUAGUGAGUUGAAUUUGUUGUUCAAAAUAACUUCCUGAAAUAAGUGAAAUUUACUUUGCUGCUUUAAGCAGCAGCUGAUAAUGCAACUUCUCUUAUAAGAAUUAGAAUAGGUCAGAAUUGUUACACAUUGUAACACUUGAGCCAGACAUGUUCAUGCAAAGAGCCAUGUUGGCUGUACAGUUAAACUGGUAUUCCCAACUUGCUCCUUUAUUGACCUCAUUUUCUGAAGGUGUGUUUCAGGGUUUGCUACUGGAGUGAAUAAAGUUCAACCUGUUAUGUUUUCUGAAUACCCUGAUUGAAAUGAAUCUUGUUAAUAUCUGAUUAGUUUGUAAGAUUUGCAAUAUAUGCAUCUCCAUUCUGUAUAAAUUUGAAACUUUUUUGUUUGAGAAUACUGCAAUGAAUUUGCAAACAUAUAAAAUUUGUGAUUACAGUUAUAUAGCAAAAAAUAGAUAUAUAACAGGAUUUGGUCAUCUGUUUAGUGAAUGGCAAGCUCGUCUUACCAGUAUUACCAUUACAUAAUGCUUCCAGUUUUGAAAAACAUAUAUCACUACUCCCAAAUAACUAGGCUUGUUGCAUAUGAAGUGGUGGUUGUCUCACUAUGUGAGGCACUCGCACUUUAACAGUCUCCUAGUGUGUAGUUUUGUUGAUUGUUACUUUAUUUUAAUUUUUUUUAAUGUCACAGACCCAAUUAUUAAUCCUCCUAUACCUGCUUUCUUUGGAUUAGGGUAGUAUAAUAGUUUAUAAAAUUUAGAUUAGAAAUGAGAGAUUUAGGAUCUGCAGUAAACAGUUGAAAAACUGAUUACUGAGCUUAUGGUCCCCAUAUCAUAAAUUACUGUGUACAAUAUAGUUUUCCAGAAUUUCAGGGCUUUUGGGCUUGAUCAUUAACAUAUGUGAAGCUAAUACUUCCUGUUUUGCUCAUUUUCCCAUUGGAGUUAUAUUUGUUUGGUUGAGGUUUAUUUAGUUACCUAUUGUGAUUUUUUUUCUUGGGAGGAUUAGAAUUUUUUUUUUUAAUUAUCAAGGUACAGGAUAGUUUUUUAUAUUCUUUUAGCCACAAAAGUUGGUUUACUAAUAAUAAUUCUUUUCUUAUUCAAUAUAAUAAGUUACAUCACUGGAUUAGUCUUCCAGAGAGAAUGGUGUAGUGCACAAAGUCAGCUAAAUUGUGGCUCGUGCCAAUUUACAUGUAUUUUUGUUGCUUUAUUUAUUUUUUCUUUAAAAAAUUUUCUUUUGUAAGAUUCUUUUCUACAUACUUUAGUCAUAGAUUAUUAUUGUAUUUUGUUAAGAUUUAAUAAAUUAUUAAAGUUUUUCUACAUAU